AUGGAUUUCGCGCCCUACCAGUCCUCGCCGCCUGAGCACGAGCGCGUCAUGUCGCCGCCGGCCGGCAACAGUGCGACGUCGCCGCGUGCCUCGCUCGAGCGGCGCUCGUUCUCCCCCAACAAGCCCACGACCUCCAACGCUGCCAGCCCGCCACCCCUGCAGCAUCCCCAGCCACAACGCCGGUGGUCCAACAGCAUCCCGAGCCCGAGCUACUUUUCCUAUCAGCAGGGUGGCCACGCCAACAAUGACCUCGAGGGCGGCGGUGGCGGCGGUUUCGGCGGUUCUCCCGAUCCGAUCUACGACAAUGGCCGCGACGGCGUGAUCAACGAGUUCGACACGAGCCUGGGCCUUCGGCUGGACUACGAGGCGUGCAUGGCAUACCUGCUACUGCCACCACUCGGCUCGAUCCUUCUUUUGGUUCUGGAGCGCAAGAGCGACUAUGUUCGCUUCCAUGCAUGGCAGGCCAGCCUGACGUUCACCCUUACGAUCAUCCUGCAUCUGAUCCUCCACCGCUCGUCGUUCCUCAGCUGGGUCCUGUUCCUCGCCGACCUUGGCCUGAUCGGCUGGCUGACGCUCAAUGCGUACCGUGAUGCCGACACGCUCGACAGGUACUGA
This is a messenger RNA of Sporothrix schenckii 1099-18, 615 nucleotides long. RefSeq lists its product as uncharacterized. Bases 1 to 615 code for a protein of 204 amino acids. Lineage: Eukaryota; Fungi; Ascomycota; Sordariomycetes; Ophiostomatales; Ophiostomataceae. The record is from RefSeq and is a predicted model, not a curated record. The transcript has 2 exons.